This is a messenger RNA of Diversispora eburnea, 141 nucleotides long. NCBI's taxonomy places the organism in Eukaryota, Fungi, Glomeromycota, Glomeromycetes, Diversisporales, Diversisporaceae. The record is from the annotation of a GenBank genome assembly.
AUGCUGGCUGCCGAUAAAAGUAUCGCUAAAAUCAUGUGUGAAAUGAGGAAUGUAGAAGAGGAUGUUGGUAAUGGCAGAAGCAGCGAAGAUGGUGAAAUAGACGUUUGUAUUAAUAAAUUUAUUAUGAAAAUUUGUCGAUGA